AUGUCUGACGAUAGCAAGAUGAGCAUCAAUCUCCUCCUGCUUGGAAGAACACAAAGUGGGAAAAGUGCAGCAGGAAACACUCUUCUGGGAAGCACAGACUUUGCAAGUUUUCUUUCCCCAUGCUCCGUGACUACAACCUGCCACCUAGGUCGCAGCUGUAACAUUUCAGGUUUUGGCCGUCAGCAAGGAAGAGCACUAACUGUGCAAGUCCGUGUCCUGGACACUCCUGGAUAUCCUCACAGCAGCCUGAGCAAAGAGCAGAUCCAGAAAGACAUAAAAGAUGGUCUAGCCCAGCACUUUGGAGAGGAAGGUCUGCACUUGGCACUUUUGAUUCUGAGAGCUGAUGUUGUUUUAUGUGAAGAAGAGGAAACUUCCACCAUACAACUGAUUGAGGAACUCCUUGGGCCUAAUUGGAAGACUUACACAGUCAUUUUAUUUACUCAUGCAGACCAGAUUGAAAACUCAUCAUUUACUAUAGACAAAUAUUUGCAUAGUGCCUCAGACACACUACAUAAAGUAAUGCAAUUAGUUCAGCAAAAAUGCAUUUUUAUUGACAAUCAUGCCAGAUUUCUAAAACAUGAAAACCUAAAAGCUUUAAGAAAAAUUAUGGAGUUUCUAAAACAAAACAAUUUCCAGACCCUUCAUGUGAAAUAA
Protobothrops mucrosquamatus (brown spotted pit viper) is the source of this 654-nucleotide messenger RNA. RefSeq names its product GIMAP family P-loop NTPase domain containing 1 (gene GIMD1). Gene Ontology annotation, molecular function: GTP binding. Bases 1 to 654 code for a protein of 217 amino acids. The transcript has 2 exons. Lineage: Eukaryota; Metazoa; Chordata; Lepidosauria; Squamata; Viperidae. The record is from RefSeq and is a predicted model, not a curated record.